UGGAGCAUCACAGACCUAUACUGAGGGCACGAGCUUGGGUUGCUCUUGCUGAGAAAGUUCUACGACAGCGUCCUCACCAUGAACGAAACCUCUUCAUACGAGGGACCAACUACGGAACGGCUGUCGAUCGACGGACAAGGAACUGAUCCAGACAGCGUGCUUACUUCAUGGCCAACUGAUUCCUCCAGUCCCGCUAUUCUAUGCCUUCAAUCAUCCGCUUCGGGGGAUGGUCCUCCAGUGGGCCAAAAGCUACGCAAGGAGCCAUUGACCAGGUCCACCGCGGACACGUCAUCUACAGGAACAUCUUCCGGAACAGCGCCUUCUUCUUUAGAAGGCAGUCCAGAAGCCUGCUGUGAAGCAGGCCCCAGACAUCCGGCAAUGACCAUGCUUCAUCUGCCAAGAAGUCUCCGGGAAGUCCGUCAGCUAGACAUCAGUACCCUUAAGGACAUCCGACACGCGAAACUGUUCAAGAAUGUGUCCUCGUGGUGGAAGACAAUGCGGGGGUUGCCGACGGAGAUCUUAAAACCCGCCAGGCUGAGCUUGACGGUGGGUCUGCCGUCUGGCCAAACGGCGACGUCUUCCGGUAAGCCCAGAAGGGAUCGUGGAGCCAUUGAGGCUGGAGACAGUGCGUGUACAUCGCGUGACAGCGAGUCUGACAGCGACGCCGACGAGUCCCCGAUUUUUCGCAAGGAGAUGGUUGCCAGGAAAUCUCAGGUCGCAUCCGAGUUGAGCGGGUUGGGGGUCGUCGUUGUGAAGAAGGCGACGCCGGAGGAGCGGCUGGUGAAAGCCGCUGUAGACUGGUGGAGAAAAGUGAAAGGGUUUUCGCCCGAAGUGCUGAAGCCUGCUUGGCGAAGAUUGAUGAAGAAUAAGUAUGACUAGGACAACAUCAGUCGAGCGUUUAUACGGUGGAUAUAACGUUGUGGAGAUAAUGUUCCUUGGGCGGUAAUCGUUUCUCAAUAAAUUAAUUGUCUCGAAAUAUCA
Molecule: messenger RNA, 981 nt
Organism: Ornithodoros turicata
Lineage: Eukaryota; Metazoa; Arthropoda; Arachnida; Ixodida; Argasidae
Exons: 2
Coding region: 79-879 (266 amino acids)
Source: RefSeq, a predicted model, not a curated record